AGCUGCGCACCUUCAUUGGAAAGAGAGGAUGGAUGCGCACUGAUGGAACAUUUAUUACUCUUAUUUUUAGUGUGAAGCUUUUUUUUUGCAGGACUUUUUUAUAAAAGUAAAAAUUGUAUUGAUAGUGAAUUUAGGUGCCAAAAUGGUUAGAAUAAGGUUAUUGUUGUUGUUAGUCUCUUUAGCAAGCCUGGUAGCUCCCACAAAUGCAAAGACAGUGAAGUAUCAGACAUUCGAGGAAGACGCCCCGGGCACAGUGAUUGGUAACUUAGCCAAGGAUGUCUCCUCCACCUCCUCCUCCUCUUCUUCCUCCGCUUAUUCCUCGACGGGCUCCCGGUCCAAUUUCAGGAUGAUGAAACAGUUCAACUCCUCUUUUAUCCGUCUGAGGGAGAGCGACGGGCAGCUGAGCAUCGGGGAGAGGAUCGACAGGGAGCGAAUCUGCAAACACACCCUGCAGUGUCUCAUCGCUUUCGAUGUGGUCAGUUUCUCCAAGGAGCAGUUCAAACUCAUUCACGUCGAGGUGGAAGUCAAGGACAUCAACGAUAACUCCCCGGAGUUUCCACGUAAAGAGUCCGGUAUGGAGAUCUCGGAAAACACCGCCGUCGGGACUCGGAUUCCUUUGGAUUUCGCCGUGGAUGAAGACGUCGGAGUGAAUUACAUCCAAAGCUAUCAGAUCUCAGUCAACAGUCACUUUUCCAUUGAUGUUCUCAGCAGAGCCGACGGGGUUAAAUAUGCGGAGCUGGUGCUCAUGAAGGAACUGGAUCGGGAGACACAGGGUUCUUACGCACUGGAGCUAGUCGCCAUGGAUGGUGGGAACCCGUCCCGAUCAGGAACAACCCGCGUCAACAUCAAAGUGAAAGAUUACAACGAUAACAGUCCUGUUUUUGACCGGAACAGCUUCUCCGUGGACUUGCCAGAAGACGCCCCAGUGGGGUCGUUACUGCUUGAUUUAAACGCGGAGGACCCGGACGAAGGUCUCAACGGCGAAGUGGUGUACGGUUUUGGGAACCAGGUUCCGUUAGAGAUCCGUCAACUCUUCAAAGUGGACAGAAAAAGCGGCCGUCUCACCUUGGAGAGGCCAAUUGACUUUGAAAGUAAGAACACAUACGAGUUUGACGUCCAGGCCGCCGACUUGGGUCCGAAUCCAAGUCCCGCCAUAUGUAAAAUUGUCGUCCAGGUCCAAGACGUUAACGACAACGCGCCGGAGAUCUCAAUCACGCCGAUGACAUCAAUCACUGCCGGUAUAGCAUACAUCACCGAAGCCGCGACGAAGGAGAGUUUUGUCGCUCUGGUCAGCACCUCGGACAGAGACUCUGGCGCUAACGGACAAGUCCACUGCACGCUUUACGGACAUGAUCACUUCCGACUGCAGCAAGCCUACGAAGAUAGCUUCAUGAUCGUUAGCACCAGUCCGCUAGACCGUGAGAAAAUCCCUGAAUAUAAUCUCACAGUUGUAGCCGAAGAUCUGGGCUCGCCUCCUUUCAGGACCAUCACACAGUACACCAUCCGACUCACGGAUGAGAACGACAACGCUCCGGUGUUCAGUAAGCCGUUAUACGAAGUCGCCGUAGUGGAGAACAACGCACCCGGCGCUUAUAUCACGACUGUCGUGGCACGGGACAUCGACACGGGUCCAAACGGGAAAGUAACAUAUAAACUAGCAGAUAGCUACUUUAUGGGCUCGCCUAUUUCCACUUUUGUGUCCUUGGACCCCGCAAGCGGGUCUCUUUACGCGUUGCGGAGCUUCAACUACGAGGUGACGAAACAUCUGGAGCUCCGUAUCUCAGCCAGCGACGGCGGAUCCCCGCCGCUUUCUGGUACUGCUAGCGUCUUUGUGAGAAUCGUAGACCAGAAUGACAACACACCCGUAAUCACUCACCCGGCGCUUAACAACGGCUCCGCCGAGGUGCUGCUACCUCGGGAUGCUCCGAGCGGUUACAUCAUAACGCGGGUGCAAGCCAGAGACGCAGACGAGGGCAUCAACUCGGAACUUUCCUUCGCGUUGACCACCGGCGAAACUUCCGUGUUCUCUGUCAACAAAAUCACAGGCGAGAUCUACCUGAACCAGGUCCUCAGUUACGACGUGGACGAAACCGUGAGUGUCGCCGUGACGGUGAGCGACAACGGCAGGCCGGCACUCACCUCAACGGCGACUUUGCACUUUCUCAUCAUCGCCGGCUCCCCGCCGAACGACCGCAAUGUGUACCAACCCGGCAACGGCGGUGGUGAGGUGACCUCGCAGUGGGACCUGUCGGUGGUGAUUAUCGUCGUCCUGGCGGGGAGCUGCACCCUCCUGCUGCUCGCCAUCAUCCUCAUCGCCACCACCUGUAAUCGCCACAGAGGGGACAAAAGCGGCGAGGAUAGCGACUCGUACGGGGAGAAAGGCACGCUGGAGCGAGGCAGGAACCACGUGGCGGGAAACCCGCUUCUACCUUUGCACGCGGCUACAGGAGAGGCGGGCUUUGAGGGGCACUCUUACAGCAGCCAGGCCGGGGGGUUCAACGCCACCCACGUCGGGGGUAGCGACAUGUGCUCGGCUUCGGAGGACGGCAGUGAGGUGCCAUGUGUUUAUGACUCGGACACAAACAGCAAACCUAGAGGGAAUAAACACGAGGGAUACUCAACUCUUCCCGGUUACGGGAACGGGAAAGAGGCUGUGAGGCCAAUCACCAUCUGGAAGGGGAACUCGUACACCACCAUUUCCGCCAGGGACCCCGCCUUCAGUGGGAAGGACAGCGGCAAGGGGGACAGUGACUUCAACGACAGCGACAGCGAUGUGAGCGGAGACACUGCAGGCUUGAAGAAAGAUGGCGCUGUUGCUCCAAUCGGGGCCCAAAAUGCUUUGUGGGCCUGCACCAGCGAGUGUAAAGUCCUGGGCCACUCGGAUCGCUGUUGGAGCCCGUCGGCGGUGAGAGCCAACGCGGCGCCGUCACCAGCUCCAACCGUCUCCUCCUUCAGCAGCCAAUCCAAGACGGCCUCCCUGCCCAGGGACCCACACCGCAGGGACAACUACUACCAAGCACACAUACCCAAAACAGUGGGGCUGCAGAGCGUGUAUGAAAAAGUACUACACAGGGAGUACGACUAUGUCAUGGUCACCCCUACUAGGCCCAUGAGGGUCCAGGAAGUGUGCAGUGAUGUCACCAUCCCGGUGUACACACCCACUCCGACGCACUGCAACGAUGACAACUGAAAAUUACACGCAAAUUAUAUUAUAUUCCAACAUAUUUAAUUUAUAAUCCACUGACAAUGAGAGUGGUGUAAAAAUAUUUGUGUGCAUAUACCUUCGUGUUUGUGCAUCUUUGUUUUUAACGUAUAAGCAAUUCAAUCACUUUUCUUCUUUGUUGGACAUGUAUUAUAUGCAAGUUUUGUACAUAAAGAGAUUUUAUAUUUUUAUAAAAGCCAUAAUUAAGCAGACAUGUAAAAGAAAUCUUUAAGCAUGCUUCUAUUUAAAUCUGCCCAGUCCUAUGAAUCAAGUUGAUAAAUAUGUAUGAAAUUAUUUGAAUGUAAUAUGUAAUUGUACAGAAUUUUUUUAUUAUCACAUUAUUGUGACAAGAAAUAAACUUUUGA
Molecule: messenger RNA, 3567 nt
Organism: Doryrhamphus excisus (bluestripe pipefish)
Lineage: Eukaryota; Metazoa; Chordata; Actinopteri; Syngnathiformes; Syngnathidae
Product: protocadherin-8-like
Biological process (GO): homophilic cell-cell adhesion
Cellular component (GO): plasma membrane
Molecular function (GO): calcium ion binding
Source: RefSeq, a predicted model, not a curated record